AUGAACGUCGGCGCCUGCUCGGUCCGAGUUGGAGUCGUGCCGCGCCGCUGCCGUGCUGCCCUGUCUUCGCCGCUACCGUCGGCGUUUUCCUCUGCUUUUUCUUCUUCUCGUCCGUUCCCGUCGUCACCCACCCCCUCGCCGCUGUUGGCAACGUCACGACUGGGACAGGGAGCCGACGUUAUUUGUGGGCGGACUAGCGGCUAUAGAGGGAUCGUGUCGGUGUCAGUGUCCCAGAAGGGCCAGGCGUUCGGUGCUGGGUUGACGGGGUUCUUCGCAGAGGCUUAUAGAUCGGGAUUAAGCAGCAAGAAGCAGGUCGCGAUGGCGUCCAAGAUCACGGACUGGGUCAAGCCCGGCGACCCGAGCGGCGAGUUCAAGCGCCAGGCCAGCACGUUCCGCGACUGGAUCUCGGAUGAGCCCGGCGCCAAGUUCCCACCCGAGAAGGGCCGGUACCACCUUUAUGUCAGCUACGCUUGUCCAUGGGCUACGCGAACCCUCAUCGUGAGGAAACUUAAGGGACUUGAGGACUUUAUUUCUUUCUCUAGCGUGCACUGGCACAUGGGGGAAAAUGGAUGGCGCUUCCCAACUCCCGCCGACACGGACGCGGCGGGUGAGAAUGUGGUACCAGACCCGGUGCCAGGACACGAGGGGUACACACACCUACGACAGGUGUAUCUAGGGGUGGACCCGGCGUACGCGGGGCGGUUUACAGUGCCGGUGCUGUUCGACAAGCAGACGGGCGUGAUCGUGAACAACGAGAGCAGCGAGAUCCUGCGCAUGCUCGGGCAUGCGUUCGACAGCCAACUGCCGCCCGAGGCGGCGUCGGCCCGCGCCCUCGACCUAUACCCGGAGCAAUUGCGCGCCGCUAUCGACGAGGCGCACGCCUGGACCUACGACAAGAUCAACAAUGGUGUGUACAAGUCCGGCUUCGCCACCACCCAAGAGGCCUACGAGCGCAACGUUACCGCCCUCUUCGACGCCCUCGACAGGGCUGAGAAGCACCUCGCUAAGACCGGCGGGCCGUUCUUCUUCGGCGAUCAGAUCACCGAGGUUGACGUCAGAUUGUUCCCAACGCUAAUCCGGUUCGACCCGGUGUACGUGCAACACUUUAAGUGCAACCUACGGGACAUCCGGUCGGGGUACCCGCACCUUCACGCGUAUACGCGGCGGCUCUACUGGCAACACGCAGCCUUUGGUGACACGACCAACUUCCUCCACAUCAAGAACCACUACACCCGCAGCCACCCUCAGAUCAACCCCUUCUCCAUCACCCCCCUCGGCCCCGUCCCUGACAUCCUGCCCCUCGAUGACGAGGUUCCCGCCGCAAAGGCCGCGGUCGCUGCAGCGACAGGGAAGGCGUCAUGA
Messenger RNA from Durotheca rogersii, 1362 nucleotides. RefSeq names its product glutathione S-transferase. The coding region runs from base 1 to 1362 and encodes 453 amino acids. The transcript has 5 exons. The record is from RefSeq and is a predicted model, not a curated record. Gene Ontology annotation, molecular function: glutathione transferase activity. Lineage: Eukaryota; Fungi; Ascomycota; Sordariomycetes; Xylariales; Xylariaceae. Gene Ontology annotation, cellular component: cytoplasm.